This is a messenger RNA of Hevea brasiliensis (rubber tree), 2783 nucleotides long. Its product is annotated as probable DEAD-box ATP-dependent RNA helicase 48. The record is from RefSeq and is a predicted model, not a curated record. Gene Ontology annotation, molecular function: nucleic acid binding; RNA helicase activity; ATP binding. Lineage: Eukaryota; Viridiplantae; Streptophyta; Magnoliopsida; Malpighiales; Euphorbiaceae. The coding region runs from base 126 to 2438 and encodes 770 amino acids. The transcript has 10 exons.
UAGUGUAUUACAUUUUCAUUUUUUAUUUUUUCAUAAAUCGCUUCCACUGGUGCAUAAACCCUAAACCCUUGAGACCUGCCCAUUUUCGUCAAAAUCAUACCUCUACUCUUCCUCUGGCGUCUACCAUGCACUCGCCAAUUUUCCUCCAACGCUCCAGAACCAUCUCAGACCACCUCCGAACCCGAUUAUUUGCCCGGCUCAUGGGUGGAGGUCCGCGGACCUUCCCUGGUGGCCUAAACAAAUGGCAGUGGAAACGCCUCCACGAGAAAAGAGCUAGAGAGAAAGAAAAAAGACUACUCGAGCAAGAGAAACAACUAUACCAAGCCCGAGUCCGCUCCCAACUCCGAGCCAGACUCGCGGGAAAAUCUGAGCAGGAUUCCGGCCCGGAUACGAACACCACUUCUUACAGCCCCAUGACCCCAAAGGACCACAUCAAAGCCCUCGCGGAUCGUUUCAUGAAAGAAGGAGCUGAAGACUUAUGGAAUGAAAACGACGGCCCGUUGAAACCUCCGUUGAAGAAUUCAAUUGAAAAGCCAAGGCCAAUUGGGCCGAAUCAACAGCCGGGAUCGAUCAAUUCGCCUAUUGAUUUGAGGAAACUGAUAUCAGAGGCACGUAAUGUAUCGCAGGAUUGCGAAAAUUUUAGCAAGUCUUAUAAUUACACAAAAACAAGGGAUUAUUCGGCGCAGAGAAGUUCAUAUAAUAGGGGCUUCUCUUCUCCUAAACUGAGGAGAUUUCGGAGAAAUGGGAGUUCUUCCAGCGAUGACGAGGAUGAAGAUUAUGGAUUUGAUUCGUAUAACGAGGGGGAAAGGCGAGGGAGAAGUGCAGGGGAGAUCGGGGGUAGAGCUGCUUUGAGGAAGUAUGAUGUGAAGACAACGAAAAGAGUGCCAUUGAAGGAGCUUGAGAAGGAGUCGGAUUUUGCCAAGGAGGUGGAGUUGAUUAGACAUGAGCUUGGGAAGAAAAAGUUGGCUGAAAAUGAAGGCGAGAAGAGUGAGACAGGUGAGGAGGAAUCCAUUCUCAGUCAGAAAAGAUUUGACGAAUGUGGUUUAUCACCAUUGACUGUGAAGGCACUUACAGCAGCUGGUUAUGUUCAAAUGACCAGAGUGCAGGAGGCUACUUUGUCUGUUUGCCUUGAUGCAGGCAAGGAUGCUUUGGUUAAAGCCAAGACUGGGACAGGCAAAACUGCAGCUUUUUUGCUUCCUGCAAUUGAAGCAGUUUUGAAAGCAAAAAGUGGCAAUGCCAAUCCACGGGUGUCUUCAGUUUACAUUCUUAUUAUCUGUCCGACAAGAGAAUUGGCAAGUCAAAUAGCUGCAGAAGCAAAUGCUAUGCUGAAAUACCAUGAUGGCAUAGGCGUGCAAACACUAGUUGGAGGUACGCGUUUCAAAGAUGAUCAGAAGCGCUUAGAAUCAGAUCCAUGCCAGAUAAUUGUUGCAACUCCUGGUCGGCUGCUGGAUCACAUUGAGAACAAAGGUGGUUUAUCUGUGCAUUUGAUGGGCUUGAAGAUGCUUAUACUUGAUGAAGCUGAUUAUCUACUAGACCUGGGGUUUCGAAAAGAUGUGGAAAAAAUUGUAGAUUGUUUGCCCCGGCAGAGGCAAUCCUUGCUUUUCUCAGCAACAAUUCCAAAAGAGGUUCGCCGAAUUUCUCAGCUUGUAUUGAAAAGAGAGCAUGCUUUUAUUGAUACGCUGGGCCUGGGUUGUCUAGAAACUCCUGCUAAGGUUAGGCAGUCUUUCCUGGUUGUUCCGCAUGAAUUGCAUUUUCAAGUAGUGCAUUAUUUCUUGAAGGAGCAUAUCCGACGAACACCUGAUUACAAGGUCAUUGUUUUCUGCACAACUGGGAUGGUAACAUCACUCAUGUAUAUGCUUCUCCGGGAAAUGAAAAUGAAUGUUAGGGAGAUGCACUCUAGAAAACCUCAGUUAUACAGAGCUCGAGUCUCUGAUGAAUUCAAGGAAUCCAAACGAUCAAUUCUUGUUACAUCUGAUGUUUCAGCGCGCGGAAUGAACUAUCCUGAUGUUACUUUGGUAAUUCAGGCUGGUAUUCCUGCUGAUCGGGAGCAAUAUAUCCAUCGUCUUGGAAGAACAGGGCGUGAGGGCAAAGAUGGAGAAGGAAUCUUAUUGCUUGCUCCAUGGGAAGAAUAUUUCCUGAAUGAGUUGGAAGAUCUGCCUCUUGAUAAACUUCCUUUACCUAAUGUAGAUCGAGAAACUAAACUUAAGGUAGAGGAUUCAAUGUCAAAGAUUGAUAGUAGUGUCAAAGAAGCAGCAUAUCAUGCUUGGCUAGGUUAUUAUAAUUCAAUCAGGGAAAUUGGCAGGGAUAAAACAACUCUUGUUGAGCUAGCCAAUCGAUUUUCUGAGUCAAUAGGUUUACAAAGGCCACCUCAUUUGUUCAGGAAAACAGCACUAAAAAUGGGUUUGAAAGACAUCCCUGGCAUACGAAUUCGAGCAUGACACUUUCUGGGAGCCAGGUAUACAAAUUUCUGAAUCAUGUGGCUGGGAUAAAAAGGGACUGACAAUUAGUGCAAAAACACUAGAUUCAACUUUUAUUCAAGCUGAAAAGUUUGUACAUGUUAGGCUUCUUCCUUUGAUUGUCUUGAUACUGUAAGGUCUUCCAAGCUUUGUCUUGUUACUUUGAAGAGUUUCUGUUGCAUUAGAUUUUGCAUCACUUGGUUUAAUAUGUUCGGAUCUGGGGUCUGAUAAGGAAGUAAGAUCUAAUGGUGGUUCCACAAUCUCCAUGAAUCAGAUUUUAUGCAAUGCUGUAUGUUCAUCUUCAUGAAUCUAUUGUUUAGUUGAUGA